This is a messenger RNA of Chiloscyllium plagiosum (whitespotted bambooshark), 3023 nucleotides long. RefSeq names its product nuclear casein kinase and cyclin-dependent kinase substrate 1a (gene nucks1a). Gene Ontology annotation, molecular function: single-stranded DNA binding; double-stranded DNA binding. The record is from RefSeq and is a predicted model, not a curated record. Gene Ontology annotation, cellular component: cytoplasm. Gene Ontology annotation, biological process: double-strand break repair via homologous recombination; interstrand cross-link repair. NCBI's taxonomy places the organism in Eukaryota, Metazoa, Chordata, Chondrichthyes, Orectolobiformes, Hemiscylliidae.
GGGCGCACAGCGAGUUAGGUCGCCCUGGAAGUAUUUUGCUCUUUUAUCUCCUAGUUGUCCAUUUACUGAGGGAAUUCAGUCACAUUUACUCCCUGUCUUUAAAUACAGAUCUAUUUCAAACAACAAAUAAUAACAACAACCGGUUCAGGCGCUGGGCUCUUUUUUUUAAGAAAAAUCGGAAUUUUAUUUCCACUCGUUCUCGUUUUCUUUAAAUUGAAAAAAAAUAAAUAUAUAAAUACAUUAAAAGAAAAGGGGGAGGGGGUUUGUAAUUGGUCGCCCGCCCGUGCGCUGAAGCCUGAGGCCUGCGGAUUUUUUUCUUUAAAAAAGAAAGUAUUUUUACGACUGAAGAGAAAACGGGAGAGAAAUAUAUUCUCUGGUUUUAUUCUUCGAAAACCCUCUGGUUCCCGCCGAAGAGAUGUCGAGACCUGUCAGGAAUAGGAAGGUCAUUGACUACUCCCAGUUUGAAGACUCUGAUGAUGAAGCAUAUGGAAGAGAUUCACCCCCUCCUGCUAAGAGAGCACGAGCAUCUCCCAGAGAAGGCAAAAAUAAACGAAAGCCUGCAAAAAAUGCACGAGAUGAAAGUGAGGAAUCAGACGAUAAGCUGUAUGAGAAGGACCUGAAGGCUGCCAUUGCCCUGUCCAAGAAGGAGACAUCGCAUUCACCUGAUGAGGACAUGGGUAGUGAGGAAGAUUUCGACCAUGGUGACAGUGAUUAUGAAGCUUCAAAGAAAAAGGGUAAAAAAGGAAAAAAGACUAAAGCAGAGAAGAAAGAGAAAAGGAUUCCCAAAAAACCUAGGAAAGCAGCUGAAGCAGGAGAUGAUGAGAGCGAAGAUGAAAAAGGCCACAAAGAUGGCCGUCAGAAAAGACAAGCUGCGUCCAAAGCUGCAAGCAAACAGAGAGAAAUCCUGCUGGACGAUGGAGGGAGUGAAGAAGAGCCUGACGAUGAUGAAGAGGCUGUUCAGGAAAAAGGAGAUUCUGGAAGUGAUGCAGACUUUUACGUGGAAGAUGAUGAUGACAGCGACUAUGAGAGCUCUUUGAAGAAAAGCAAAAAGGGACGGAAGACUAAAACAGUACCCGAGAAAAAAGAAAAGAAGACACCCAAACCCAGGCUGAGUGCCACAGUCACCCCUGCAACUCCCAGUCCGGUAAAAGGCAAAGGAAAGGGACGGAUUGCCACUACAAAAGCAUCACCACCUUCUAAAGGGCAACCACCUGAAAGCCCUGCUAAAGAGUCAAAGAAGGAGAAGAGUCCUCCACCAGAAACAAAUGAAGAAGAGCCAGAAGAUGAGGAGGAGGAAGAGGAGGAGGAGGAGGAAGAGGAAGAGGAAGAAGUUAAUUCUGGGGAUGACUGAACAAUGCAAGGGGAUAUUUUUUUAUAUAAGUAGGGAUAGAAAAUGACUUCACUGACAGCUUGGUUCACAAGGUUUAGACACAAGACUUGUGUGUUUUUUCAGAGACUGUCCCUUUUUGUGUCCUGCAAACUCUACUAAUAGAAUCAAAUCAUUUAAAAUUAGCUUGGCAUUUUAUGGGAGUUGCUUUGAUCUUUUCAAAAGUAGGAACUGCAAACCUAGCACGAUGUCUCUUAUUUUGUCUUUUUUUUUGGCAGUGGCAGCAUUAAGUGAAGUUGUGAAAUUGGGCAACACUGCAAAAGUAUUUUUUUGCCAUAUAAAUAUUCCUAAAGUAUAUUCAGAUGAAGGCGAGCUCUUCAGCAUACUGAUCUUAUUCAGAAACUAAGUUACAGCAUCUUUGCAUUGGCUGCAAAGAGGACAAACUAGAUGCAAACUUGUGCACGUACAUUUAUAUAACAAGCAGAUCAUUCAUCCUUUAAACACAGCUAAAAGUUAGCUGUACAUCAUUUUCUUAGUCUCCAUCAUACUAUCUGUCCUUUAAGUGGAUUUAUUUCUCUGAAACAUUUGACAGCAAACUUUCUUUUAAAACAGAUAACAAGAUCAAAGGCUCCUGUAAAUAUAACAGCUCAACCUUGUAAAAUGUAGGUGCUGUACAUACAUGUAGCCAAAUGACCUAGAAAUGUAGAUGUAGCUUCAUUUUAAACAUAGGUGUAGAUUUUGAUUACAACCAUUUUUUGAAUUGUAAACUUAAAGAAAAUGUGUUUUCCGGUGGUCUAAAGGAAGGCAUCUGCCAUUUACAACAAUGCUAACUGAUUGCCUUCUGACUCCUAGUAUAUUAUCUAAGUUUCUAAAAUUAUCUCAGUAACAUUGUAGUUUUUCACAAGCAAAUCAUGAGUUGGGUAAGUAUGUAUAACAUUGUGAUCUUGAGCUGAUUCCAUCCAUUUGACUGAAGGUUUAAAUCCUUAUUGCAUCCUUUCAGUUUAGCUAAAUAUAAAGUAGUCACAAAUGAAUGGUACACAGUCCAUUUCAGUCCAACUAUUGAGAUUUAUUCAGUUACUUUUUCAAUUAUUUUAGUGUUAUGAGAUUUUUUAAGAAAACCUGAAUAUUAUAUUUUUAAAGAUGUCUUAAACUUUUUUGCGUCUGCCUAGAUUUAAAGAAAAUGUUUUGGGACCUCGAAGGAAGCAAUCUUUUAUAGUUCAAAUCUAACUGGUUCUCUUACAUGGGCAAUUUUGCUUUGCAAACAGUGAAUGUAUCUAAAACAGUAUGGUCAAGCUGUUCCUUGUAAGUGAGUAAUGAUGUGAGAUGCUGUAAUCCUGAAAAGCAAUCACAAAAUUGUAAUUGCUGUUUGUAUCUUCACUACUUCAAAACAAAAAGAAACAAAAAAAAACUGCACACCACCAAAAAUCACUCUAGUCGUCAGGUCUGAUCUUGUGAACUGAAUUGUAUUUUUUUUUUUGCAGAUUGAAAUGUUUAAAAAUGAAUGUGAUUGAAUCUAAAAAACUGCGCAAUUGUUUAUCUGUAUCAGCAUUUUGUUAAUGCAGCCAUUUCUUUGUAACUUACAAAAAAAAUCCUGUACAGCCAAUUCUUAUGAUGUUAACAUUCAAUUUCACAUGGGCUUUCAAUUUCUUUGGUUUUUAUUUUCGCUACAGAACAUUAAAUGUCUGCUGGUGUAAAA